AAGUAUUUAUCUCAGAAAAUCGGAGCCGUUGGAUUAUCAGAACGUUGCAACAGCUCUGUAUAUAAAAGUCGAAAUCUCAUCCGCCUAGAGCCCAGCCCCCCGCCUUCCACAAACUAUCCGUUACAAAUUCAACUCUCUCUCUCUCUCUCUCUAACCUUCUCUCUCCAAAUCCAAGGAAAGCUGUAAUGGCAACUUCAGUUGAAUCUCCAUCGCCUGCUUCCCUCCACACGGGGCAUCCAAUUUCGAUGGUUUCUUCUCCUCCUUUGUUCAGUCCUUCUUCCGAUAAGCGCUUCUGGAGCGCUCUUACCAGCCGCGUCGACACGCUUCUUGAGAAUCAGAGGCCGAAAAAGAGUUCCGAAGCAGUGGAUCGUGCGAAGAGAUUGAAGGAGGAUUCGAUGCUUUUGCUGAGAGGGUUUGAUUCAGUGGCUCAGUCUCUUUCUCAGCUCUCUAACAAUCUCGAGACCGCUCUUGAGGGAGCUAGAAGUCUAGCCAAACCACCGCCAUUGAGUGAAAUCUUACAUGCCACCAUUGAAAAAGCCAAAGAUGGAGAAAAUCCUGUAGAGGAAGAGAGUAAAGGUGAGAAGAAACAAGAAGAUGACAACAUUGACAAUAGAGGAUUGAAGAGAAAGUUGGAUUCGGGAGACUGUAACGACGAUCAAGAUCAAGAGGAAGGCGAAGAAAAUUCACAAGAGGGAAAAAGAAAGGGAUCAAAAGAAAUGGAGAAGAUCAAGAAAGCCAAAAAUCUGGCUAUUACCAUGGCGACACGGGCAGCGAGCAUGGCUAGAGAGCUGAAGUCGAUCAGAUCGGACAUGGCAUUUAUGCAGGAGAGAUGUGGACUGCUGGAGGAAGAGAACAGGAAGCUUCGUGAUGGACUAGCGGAAGGGACACAGCCAGACGACGACGAUUUGGUGAGGCUUCAACUCGAAGCACUUCUUGCAGAGAAAUCAAGAUUGGCAAAUGAGAAUGCAAACUUGACUAGGGAAAACCAGUGCCUGCAUCAGCUUGUGGAGUACCACCAGCUGACAUCACAGGAUCUCUCAUCUUCUUAUGAGAGCUUGCUGAGGGGAAUGCAGCUUGAUUUUUCGUCUCCACAAGAAGGUGAUGAAGAUGAAGAUGGUGGGAGCUUCAACAGAGAGUUCAGAACACCCCAUGCAGAUAUAUUGGGAUUCUCCAAAUCCUUGGAUGAGUGCUUUGAUGAAGAACUAGAAGAGUAGGCUUAGGCUGCUCUCUGUGAUAUGAUUGUUUUCCUUUCAUUAUUUUUACAAGCUCAAAUGUUGAAAUGGGAAUUUGAUGUAAAUUAUGGCUGCAGUUUGUGUUUGCAUGA
Messenger RNA from Salvia miltiorrhiza (redroot sage), 1324 nucleotides. RefSeq lists its product as uncharacterized. The coding region runs from base 186 to 1214 and encodes 342 amino acids. The transcript has 5 exons. NCBI's taxonomy places the organism in Eukaryota, Viridiplantae, Streptophyta, Magnoliopsida, Lamiales, Lamiaceae. The record is from RefSeq and is a predicted model, not a curated record.